Phragmites australis (common reed) is the source of this 2812-nucleotide messenger RNA. RefSeq names its product acetyl-coenzyme A synthetase, chloroplastic/glyoxysomal-like. Bases 342 to 2540 code for a protein of 732 amino acids. The transcript is spliced from 18 exons. Lineage: Eukaryota; Viridiplantae; Streptophyta; Magnoliopsida; Poales; Poaceae. Gene Ontology annotation, molecular function: acetyl-CoA synthetase activity; AMP binding. The record is from RefSeq and is a predicted model, not a curated record.
AUUCCGCGACCGGUCGACCCCAGCGCUCUGCUCUGCAUAAACCAGCCCCGGUCCCCCUCCGUGCCCGUCACCGGCGACGCGGGUCUCUCAGGCCGCGCGAGUUUAGUUAGUAGCAGUAGCAGCAGCGCGCUAGCGCUCCACGUCCCAGUACCACCAGAAAGACGAGGAAAAAUCGAAUUCGCCUUUGCUUUUCCGCCCGCUUGAUUUGCCUCCUCCACCGGAAAGCGGGCACCCAAAAAGUCAGAGGAAGAUUGGCCCACGGCCGAGCCGCGGUGCAGAGUGAGGGAGGUGACGACCGUGAGGUGAGGAGAGGCCAUCAGGGCCGCGCCCGCGAGGCCGUCAUGGCCCAGCAUAUAUACGCCUCCGCCAGCACCCGCCUCGUGAUCCCGCUUCUUCCCGCGCCGACCCUUCCUCUCCCCUCGUCGUUUCGGUUGCGGCGCCGGAGGCGGGCCAUGGGCGCGAGCGAUCACCUGGGGCUGGCCGUCGCCGCCAAGUCGCGGCACGGGGUGGACGCGCGGAGGCCGGGCGCGGCCGUGCUGGGCGAGCCGCUGGCGGCGCUCGAUGACGACGGCAUCCUUGUCCACCCCAGCGCCGACUUCGCCGCCCAGGCCCUCGUCUCCUCCCCGCAGCAGUACCGGGAGAUGUACAAGAGGUCGAUCGACGACCCAGCCGGAUUCUGGUCAGAGAUCGCGGAUGAGUUCUACUGGAAGCAGAAGUGGAAUCCUGACGAAGUUUGUGCUGAAAACCUCGAUGUGACCAAGGGGCCGAUCGAGAUUGAAUGGUUCAAAGGGGGAAAGACCAACAUAUGCUACAAUGCGGUGGAUCGCAAUGUGGAAGCUGGGAAUGGGGAGAAGAUCGCCAUGUACUGGGAGGGGAACGAGCCCAGUCAGGAUGACAAGCUCACCUACUCAGAGCUCUUGGACAAGGUUUGCCAGCUGGCAAAUUACUUGAAAAGUGUCGGCAUCGGAAAGGGUGAUGCCGUGGUGAUCUACUUGCCGAUGUUGAUGGAGCUCCCCAUUGCAAUGCUUGCUUGUGCUCGCAUUGGUGCUGUUCACUCGGUUGUGUUUGCUGGCUUCUCUGCUGAUGCACUGGCACAAAGAAUCAAUGACUGCAAGCCUAAGGUUGUUAUUACCUGCAAUGCUGUGAAAAGGGGGCUGAAGCUCAUUCCUCUCAAAGAUAUAGUAGAUGCUUCUCUGGUUGAAAGUGUGAAGAAUGGAGUUGACGUAGGUAUUUGUUUGACAUAUGAAAAUCAGUCAGCAUUGAAGAAAGAAGAUACACGAUGGAAAAUAGGAAGAGAUGUUUGGUGGCAGGAUGUUGUGCCCAAUUUCCCAACUAAAUGUGAUGUGGAAUGGGUUGAUGCAGAGGAUCCAUUGUUUCUUCUAUACACGAGUGGCAGCACAGGAAAGCCAAAGGGGGUGUUGCAUACAACUGGGGGUUAUAUGGUCUACACUGCUACAACAUUUAAGCAUGCAUUUGACUACAAGCCAACAGACGUAUACUGGUGCACUGCAGACUGUGGCUGGAUUACUGGACAUAGUUAUGUGACAUAUGGUCCUCUCUUGAAUGGAGCCACAGUCCUCGUUUUUGAAGGGGCUCCAAACUACCCUGAUCCUGGCCGCUCUUGGGACAUUGUUGACAAAUAUGGAGUGACAAUAUUUUAUACAGCCCCAACGCUUAUACGCUCACUCAUGCGUGAUGGUAAUGAGUAUGUUAGUCGGUACUCUCGUAAGUCUCUUCGAGUUCUAGGAAGUGUGGGUGAGCCAAUUAAUCCCACUGCAUGGAGAUGGUUCUAUAAUGUUAUUGGUGACUCACGAUGCCCCAUAUCAGACACAUGGUGGCAGACUGAAACUGGUGGAUUCAUGAUCACUCCUUUGCCUGGUGCUUGGCCUCAAAAACCGGGAUCUGCGACAUUUCCUUUCUUCGGUGUGCAGCCAGUCAUUGUUGAUGAGAAAGGGCAAGAAAUGGAGGGAGAAUGCAAUGGGUAUCUUUGCAUAAAGAAGUCAUGGCCUGGGGCUUUUCGGACUCUUUAUGGAGACAAGGACAGAUAUGAGACCACAUACUUCAAACCAUUUGCUGGCUAUUAUUUCUCUGGUGAUGGGUGCAGUAGGGAUAAAGACGGUUACCAUUGGCUGACCGGAAGAGUUGACGAUGUUAUCAAUGUGAGUGGGCACCGAAUUGGAACAGCAGAAGUUGAGUCUGCUCUGGUUUCACACCUAAAAUGUGCUGAGGCUGCUGUUGUUGGUAUUGAUCAUGAGGUUAAAGGUCAGGGAAUAUAUGCCUUUGUGACUUUGGUGGAUGGUGUUCCCUAUAGUGAUGAUCUACGGAAAAGCCUCAUUAUGACAGUACGCAGCCAGAUUGGCGCAUUUGCUGCACCUGACAAGAUCCACUGGGCACCAGGGCUUCCUAAGACACGAAGUGGGAAGAUCAUGAGAAGAAUUUUGCGGAAAAUCGCAUCCAGGCAGCUCGAUGAGCUCGGUGACACGAGCACGCUUGCUGACCCAGGUGUUGUCGACCAGCUGAUUGCGCUCAGCGACAGCUAAUCUAUAGGGGAUCAAAUAAUCACAGCCUGCACAUUAUGUUGUGUAAAAUCCAGUUUGUGUGUGGAGAGCGCCGUUUGGUCCACGAUUCUCUUGAUUUCGUCGAUGGUUUUAGGGAUGGCAACCAAAGAGAGAUGCUAUAAACUAGGGGUUUGAUGCGGUGCUUCUGUAAAUUGUUGGAUCAGUCACAGGUAGAUAUAGCUUGGUAAAUAAGGAGAUAAAUAUAAUUGCAAGUUUUGGCUGCAUAAAAGUAUAGUGCGAUAAAUCACAUUUUA